Ambispora gerdemannii is the source of this 310-nucleotide messenger RNA. The record is from the annotation of a GenBank genome assembly. NCBI's taxonomy places the organism in Eukaryota, Fungi, Glomeromycota, Glomeromycetes, Archaeosporales, Ambisporaceae.
AUGGAUAUGCCUUCCUUUAAAAAAACCCUUAAUGCAGAAUUUACAUCGAUAACUUUUGCAGUGGGUAAUUCAAUAGAUAACACUAAUCAAGUGGUUCCAACAAUUACUGAAAACGAUAUCUCCAAAAAACAAAAAAGAGAUAACGACUCCGACGACGAAUAUUCUCGUCGCCGGCAUAAACAUCAAAAGAAAUCAACUAGUUCAAAACAGCGCUCUUCCGCUUCUAAAGAACAAGAAGAUUCUAGCUCAGAUUCUUCUUUCGCUUCUAAAAAACACAAAAAACAAGAAGAUUCAGAUUAUUCUCGGACAA